This is a messenger RNA of Paramecium pentaurelia, 813 nucleotides long. The record is from the annotation of a GenBank genome assembly. Lineage: Eukaryota; Ciliophora; Oligohymenophorea; Peniculida; Parameciidae.
AUGUUAACUGUAGCAAUAUUACCAAAUUUCAUAAAUGAACAAAAGAUUUAUUCUUAUAGUUUUCUGGCUGAAUAAUUUAUUAUCUCUUAUUUAGAUUAUGAAUAUGGAAUCUAUCAUAAUUUAAUUAUAUUUUUAAGCUUUUAUAUUUUUGAUUCAUAAAAUAAAAAGUAAAUUAUAUUUAUUAUUUAAUUAGCACAAAAUAGUUGACACUCUUUUAUAUUCCAUUGUUAAUAUAUGCAUUUGAAACAUCAACAGAAAUUUAUAUUUAUACAUAUAUUGUUAUAAGUUCAGUAUAUUUAGGAUUGCUAAUAAUUGAAUAAGAGAAACAAGUGAUAUAUUUAAGAUGUAUAUUAGUUAUUGUAGGAUUAUUGAUAGCAGAGAAAUGGUAUAAAUAUUUAAUAAUUAGGUAUUAUAAAUUAUUAUUAAUUAUAUUUUUGAUUGAUACUGAAAUGAAUAUUAAUAUAAAACUAUAUGUCUAAGCAUUUGCAGGAAAAUAAAUAUUUGAUUUUUUUGUAUGCUACUCUCCUUUGCUUACACAUUAGCUAUUUUAAUAUAAAUAUGAUCUUUCUAAUUUUAAUUUUACAGUUUGCCUUUUAAGUAUUGUUACUUUGAUGAUAACAUUACAUAUUCAUCAAUAGAAUCUAAUAUUCUCUCGUCUUUUGUAGAUAUAUGUAACAAUUUAAAUAUAUAAUCUAGCUUUUAUCAUUACCAAUAUGGCCAGCAUUAUUCUACUAUGAUAGAUCAGAUGAUAAUUUAAUUGUAGCAUUAAUAAAUAUUGUUCAAAUAUUAAAAUAGUUCUAAUAAAAGGAAUGA